UUAUGCGCAUGCGUGAUUCUGAAGUCCUUCCGUGUCCCUCGUGUCAUAACAUGGUCGCCUUCACUGCUAUGACCCCAACUUGUUGUUAACCAGAUUGAAAUCUUGAAAAGAGGACCACUUCACUGCAGCCAUGCCUCGCUACGAGCUGGCUCUGAUCCUGAAGGCGAUGCAGCGACCGGAGACGGCGGCCGCCGUCCGGCGCACGGUGGAGACCCUGAUGGAACGCGGCGCGGUGGUGAGAAACCUGGAGAACAUGGGAGAGAGGCUGCUGCCUUACAAGAUAACAAAACACAACGAGAGGCACAGCAGAGGGACUUACUUUCUGGUGGACUUUUAUUGUGCUCCGAGCAUCCUCGACGGCUUGUUGAACCACCUGCACCGUGACGUGGACGUGGUGAGACCCACGGUGUUGAAGAAGGAAGAGCAGGAGCCCAAAAGCAGCGGCUGUGGCCCCUCACAAUAACGUCAUUCACUUUUUUUUAUAUCUCUCCAGUAACCCAGGCUUCGCUGCUCGUGAGGACGGAACGACAUGCUGCUGACCUGCCCAUAGCUGCUGGAUGUGAUAUUACUGUAUAUGUAAUGAAAUAAAUUACUAUUCCCUUUUC
Messenger RNA from Poecilia latipinna (sailfin molly), 605 nucleotides. It is a transcript of the gene mrps6, whose product is annotated as mitochondrial ribosomal protein S6. Gene Ontology annotation, biological process: translation. Gene Ontology annotation, molecular function: structural constituent of ribosome; small ribosomal subunit rRNA binding. The transcript has 2 exons. NCBI's taxonomy places the organism in Eukaryota, Metazoa, Chordata, Actinopteri, Cyprinodontiformes, Poeciliidae. The record is from RefSeq and is a predicted model, not a curated record. Gene Ontology annotation, cellular component: mitochondrial small ribosomal subunit; ribosome. The coding region runs from base 131 to 463 and encodes 110 amino acids.